AUGUCAGAAACAGGACCAACGGUUAUAUUUCCAAGAAGUUUACCUUCAGAAUCCAAUUUCCUGGGAACCUUCAAUAAUGAUCGUAUAGACAAUUGUGACAGCAGUGGUGGAGGCGCCGAAAAAUUGGGAGGAACAUUAAGGACUGCACUGAAAACUGAGUACCCUGUACUUUCUGGUUCCGAGGAAAAGAUCACAAAGGCCUAUUGUACCGCAUGUCAAUGGAAUCAGCUCUCUUACUACAAGAGGGAACCCUGCUAUUUCUAUUACUAUUGGGUGGGACGUGAAUUCCGGAACGCCCUAAAUGGUAGGCAGUUAUCAGACCUUCUGAAGAAAAUUUACGAAACGCUGGGAAAUGCUGUCACUGGUAAGAAAUGUGAAAUUAUAUAUAAGGAUGUUCAAAGGGAUAUUUUUAAUAAUAGGGAAAAAAUAUUCCAUUAUUCCUUAGAUUAUAGUAUUGUAGAAAAGGGUUUAAAGGCAGGUAAUCCCAAUUGUGAUCUGAGUUGGUCGACUUACCGGAGUGGUGUUCUUUCAGCGUGCACGGCUGUAAGAGGAAAUUGUAAAACGGGACCCAAUGUAAGUGGUCAAUAUUGUAAAGAGUUCGAAGCGCAGUACGGGGCAUAUUGUGAUAUAGCGAAAGUGAUAGAACUGUACUGUAAAACAUCAAAUGAUAUCGAAACAGUAAGAACACAAAAUGAAGCAUGUUCCAGUGACAGGCAAAAACUGACGCAAGAGAAAUCUGCAUUACAAUCUGCACAAGAAAGAAUAGAGUCUGAAGCAAAAACGGCAUCCCUUCAAGCAGAGGCAAACUUAAAUAAAGCCACCACCAAUGCAACCAUCUCUUCUAUCCUUGGUACGUUAGCAACAAUUGGCGCUCCUUUCUUAUUAUACAAAUAUAAACCAUGGUCUUCUUUGUUUGGUAACCAUUCAAAGGGAAGAAGAAGAGGAAAAAGAUCUGCCGGAAGUGAAAUCGACACCUUUACAGAGGCUUCCAGAACAAAUUCCAUACUGGAUGCAAGCGAAAAUUCCACAGUACGAUCUGCUGCAUAUACAAGACAGGCGACCAGAGAAAGUGAAAAAACAAAUAAUAAUAAUACACGGGGUCGCGGGAUGGUAGGUUAUCAGAACAUGUAA
Messenger RNA from Plasmodium coatneyi, 1131 nucleotides. Its product is annotated as KIR protein. The coding region runs from base 1 to 1131 and encodes 376 amino acids. NCBI's taxonomy places the organism in Eukaryota, Apicomplexa, Aconoidasida, Haemosporida, Plasmodiidae. The transcript is spliced from 3 exons. The record is from RefSeq and is a predicted model, not a curated record.